AUGAGGAGCAAGAUUGCCGAAGACGAUCGUUAUGUCAAGACUUUGUUGAGCUUUAGCAAUUUGUUCAAGGCAAGCCUGAUCGACGAGGCCGAGAAGACCAGAAGAGAGAAAGAAGAAGGGAGUGGGAGAGCUAUGUCUGAUGCUAUGAGGAGGCAGCCAAAUUCUUUAGGGCAGGGACCAUAG
Messenger RNA from Prunus armeniaca (apricot), 183 nucleotides. Lineage: Eukaryota; Viridiplantae; Streptophyta; Magnoliopsida; Rosales; Rosaceae. The record is from the annotation of a GenBank genome assembly.